UAAAAUCCCUGUGCAUAAUUCAUUCCCGGAAAUAUCACAGCCAUCUCUGAUCAAACUACCGGUGCUCCUUCUCUGACGUAAUCACGUUUCCCUCCACCAAAUUACACACACAACACACAGCACAAUGGCAGUAGUGAACUGCUACAUCUCCUUAACCUUAUCACAAGAUUCCUCAGCAGCAGCACAGCCAGCAGCUCGAAGUCCAAGAGAAACCAAGAUUUUGCUGCCAAAAAAGAAGCCUCUCAAAUGGUCUACUGGGGUGGCUCCAGGGGAGUGGGGCGGCCCACCAACUACGUCCAAGCUCAGGAAGUACUGGGGUGGCCAGGAUGAGGACCCGCUAACUUCUGAUGACUUCAUUUGGAAUAAAGAUUUCAUGGGUCGCAUGAAAAGGCUCAUUGAGGACCCUGCUGAUGGUGUUGGGAAUUCCUCAUUUGACCCUAUUGCUUCUCCGGCAAAGGAACAGUCUUCUGGAUUUCUUAGCUUGAAUAGGGUCAUGAGUCUUGACAGUCUGGAAGUUGACUUGAGCAAGGAACUAGCAGCUCCUUCAAAAGCUCUAGUAGAAGAACAAGUUGAUGAGACUCAAGCUAAUGGUACUGCAUCUCGAAGAUGGAGACCAGCACCAACACGACGUGAGCAAGAGAAGUGGGACAGAGCUACCAAGGCUGCAACAGGAGGCAGUGAUGUGAUGUUCCGGGAAAUUCGGCGACCAAAAGGGGAUCCAGAAGUUUUGGCAGCUCAGUCAAGGGAGCAGUAUUUUAAGUUGAAAAAGAAGUUGCAAUUCCUUACCCUAGGUAUUGGUGGAAUUGGUGUACUCUCGGCUUAUAUAUCCUAUAGUCCUGAAAUUGCUGCAAGCUAUGGUGCUGGACUGCUUGGUUCUUUGGCUUAUAUGAGGAUGCUUGGGAAAACGGUGGACUCCAUGGCUGAUGGAGCAAAGGGGCUUAUCAAGGGAGCAGUUGGGCAGCCGAGGCUCUUGGUUCCUGUUGUCUUGGUCAUGAUCUAUGAUAGAUGGAAUGAGAUUUUAGUUCCAGAAUAUGGUUUCAUGCACCUUGAAUUGAUACCUAUGCUAGUGGGAUUUUUCACUUACAAGAUUGCUACCUUUUUCCAAGCUAUUGAGGAAGCAUUGACUGUCUCUGGAGAGAAAAGACAAGCUUAGCAUGCAAUAGUCUGCUACUUAUACUCCUGUCAUUCUUGAUGAAGUUUACAGAGGUGUGUACAGCGGAAAAUACACUUUACCUCAUGGAAUCAAAUUUCUGUGGACAGAGUUAUUCCUGAGAAACUGUCAUUAAUUUAUCAGUGUUGCCUUGUUCACAGAUACCAGAUGAUUAUUUGUGAAGCCAGAAAGAAAACUAAUUAGUAUAUUCCAAUUUCCAAAAAAGGUGGGGAUCAUCAGAUUAUCGAAGAUAGUGCUCCAGAUGUUAACAAUAUGAAACUCUAUAGUAUAUACAUAAUUUGUGCAUCUGGUGGACAUCCAGAAGUUGAAAAUCUUUCUGCCUACACUUGCAUCUUGUUAUAAAAUUCUUUUAUCCAGAAGAACUUGCAUCUUGUUGAGAAACAAUAUGUUACCCUUUUAACAGAUGCUUGUGAUUCGAUAUCUAUUGUUAGAGAUUCUUUUGUCU
Messenger RNA from Coffea eugenioides, 1616 nucleotides. Its product is annotated as protein CONSERVED ONLY IN THE GREEN LINEAGE 160, chloroplastic. Bases 125 to 1153 code for a protein of 342 amino acids. The transcript has 9 exons. NCBI's taxonomy places the organism in Eukaryota, Viridiplantae, Streptophyta, Magnoliopsida, Gentianales, Rubiaceae. The record is from RefSeq and is a predicted model, not a curated record.